UCUUAUGAAAAAUUAUUUCCUAUCUCACAAUUUAAUUAAAUUUGUUAUCGUAACCGCGCGCUCAUCAUUACUUCCUACUAUUGUAAAUUUGGCUGACUAUCGAAGCCUCGGGUUGUUGGAAAUAGCAGAUUUCAGUGACAUGGUCGCAAAAAAUAUAAGAAGUGGAUCAUUAAAAAUAAAACACGAGUACUACAAAGAAGUGAUAAAAUCGGUAUCGAAUCCAAAAAUGUUGAAAAAUAUUUCUGCAAAAAAAAUAGCUCAGUUUAUGAGCUGCCUUACUAAUUUAUUCGUGCAGCAAAUUUUGUACACAAUCAUGCAAACAAUCGAACACAUCAUAAAUACAAUAAAAGAUACUCGCAGUUGUCCGCAGAUAAAUUUUCAACUUAUUUGUAAAGAUGGUCGUCUAUUGAUUGACCCGUCAAUGGAAGAAGUGGGCAGAAUUUACCAUCAAAUUAUCACAGACAUCGAAAAUAUCGCCCGAAAUUUGUUGCCAUUCAACUGCAGCGUCAAUUCUAAUCCUGAAGAAGAUUACAUUGAUGUCAAAGUUCCCGAUUGGUUUAUAAAAAAAUCCCACGAUCAAUUGACUCUCGUAAUUAUUGACCUCUUUGAGCCGCUAAGCAAAUUCUUCAAUAAAGUUAACGACGAAUUCAAUUUCGUUUGUGCUCGGGAAACAAGAGCGAAUAUCAUUAAAUUGGUCUCGCAAAAUAAUGAUUUCAAUUUUUACUGCGAUAAAGUACGAGUUUUCAAUGAAUACUUGCAGAAAGCCAAUGCGAUGAACUCGUAUGUUCAUUAUGAAAUAGGACGUUUGAGUCAAUUAAAAGCGAAAGAAAGUUUGAAAGAGAUAAUUUCAGAAAUAAAUGGAAUUUUGGUAAAUAAACUGGUGUCAUAUCAUUGGCAAUUCAAUACGUCUAUUUGUCAGGAGUUUGAAAUUCUGGAACGCAAAGCUCUUGAUGUCCCAAACAAUACAAAAGCACUUUUUGAAUUGACGGAGAACAUGGGCAUGGCUUCAAAAAUUACCGUUGAAAAAUUGGAAGAUAAAAUUUUUGAAUCUGUAGAAAUGCUGAGUGCGCUUCUGCAAAUCACGAGCUUGAGGGAAGAACACAUUGAGCUGAAUAAAAGAACUAUAAACUGGUUGUCAUUGAUAGAAUCAAUUUUCAAUCAAAGCAAUACGCUGUGCGAAGCAAUGAAGAGCGAGUUAGAAGACGAGUUGCAAAAAACAAUAAAUUUAUUGAACAUUGAAGUCGAUAGUAUUCUUCCUGAAUUCGUUAUUCUUGACGAUAUGGAUGAUGCAAAACGCGUUCAUGAAUACAUUGAAUAUUUGGAAAUUCUUGUGAGAAAAAUUCGAGACGUAGAUGGAAAAAUAUUGUCAAUAAAUAAUGAAGAAAAAUUGUUCAAAUUUCCCGAAACUACUUUUCCAAAAGUUGACGAAAUGAAAGAUAUUAUUUUGCCAUUCUAUUCUUUGAUUCGAAUGAUACAUCAGUGGAGAAGACACAAUUCUGUAUGGAUGGACGGACCUUUCGAGUACAUAAAUGCGGAAGAAGUUAGCAGGAUAACAUUUUAUUAUUUAGAGCAAUUUACGGAGUUGAAUAGAUCAAUGAAGACGAAAAUAAAACAAGACAUGACUUCCAGUAAGCCGUUCAGAUUUUCGGGUGUCAUUGACGAUCCAGAUCCAAUGCAACAGCCAGCGCCGCUCAAAUUGUGCUUCCAAGCAUUGGAACAUGUAAAAGAAUUCAAACAAUAUGUCCCUUUAGUAAAUUGUAUGUGUAAUCCUGCUUUGGCUCGUAGACACUGGACUGAAAUGUCGUCAAUUUAUGGCGAAGACUUUACUCCAAAUGCUGGAACAACUUUACGAAAAAUAAUCGCACUAGAUUUGAUGAAAGAUAUUGAUAAGUAUCAGGUGAUUAGUAUUAGUGCGAAUAAAGAGUUGUCAUUGCAAAAACAAUUGGAAAUGAUGACUUGCGAAUGGGAUGGGAUCAGUUUUGUGAUAGAAAGUGACGCUAAUAAUAAAUUGAUUUUUGUUAAUUAUCAGGAAAUUCAGAUACGACUUGAGGAACAUUUGGUGAUGAUCCAAGAGAUGAAGGGUUCGUAUUUUGUCAAGCCGAUUGCAGAAGCAGUUGUAGAUUUUUAUCAGUCAUUGAUGCGUGUUCGAGAUGUCAUUCAAAAGUGGAAUGAACUUCAGGACGAAUCUUCUUUUCUGUCGCCUAUUUUUGCUAAUCAGUUGGACACCAAACUUCUGAAGGCAGAUUUGUACUUUGAAGUUGGUGAGACAUUAAACACGAUCAGAGACAGUAUUUUGGACAGACCCACUUUCAAAAAUAUUGGAAAGUCCACGAAGUAUUAUGAAGAGUUGAUGGUAGCUGCGGAAAAAAUUGAAAUUAUUAAUGAAGCAAUUUCUAGGCAUUUGGAUAGCGUGAGAUUAAUUUUCCCGCGAUUUUUCUUUUUGUCCAAUAAUGAAAUAAUAGAGAUACUAUUUAACAAAAGUAAUUUUGAAAGAAUAAAAUUAUUGAUGCAGAAAUGUUUUCAAGGAAUAAAAGAUGUUAAAUUGAAUAGAAGUAAAGAAAUCGUGUCAAUUUUAAGUGAUCAUAGAGAAGAGUUACUUUUGAAAGAAAAAAUUUCCUGCGUUCCAAAGGAAUCUAGUUCCGAAAACUGGCUACAGUCUAUUGAAUCAAAAAUAACAGAUUCAGUACGGCAAGAAAUCGUCAAUAAUUUAUUUUCUAUUGACAUGAUGGCUCUGACGAAAUUGAAUUCACCUGCGAUGAUUACUGAGUGUCUCGCAAAAUUAUUUUGGACUUCAAAUGUUCAAAAAUGCUUCUUCGACUUCACUCCUACAAAAUUACAACAAAUACUUGAUGACCAAAAUAUUUUAAUCGCAAACACAAUUGCAGAUUUGAAAAAUCUUGCGAGCAGAAAGCAACGAUUAAUAUUAAUGUCACUUAUCACAAUUUUCUGUAACCAAAAAGAAAUAGUCCAGCAACUGAUCGAUACUAAAACAAUCAAAGAAACGGAUUUCUAUUGGAUCGUUCAAAUGAGAUUCUAUUGGCAAGAAAAUAUCAAAGUCCAUAUGGUGAAUGCAUCAAAACAUUACGGGUAUGAAUUUUAUACUACUGACUAUCCGUCACUUAUCAAUACUCCCCUAACUGACAGAUGCUACCGCAGUAUUUUCGAAGCAGAUCGUCACCACUUUUUCGGCGCACUCGUCGGCUCCGCUGCAACGGGAAAAGUCCAGACGAUAAAAAGUUUAUCCCGAGCUCUAGCUACGCAGUUUCAUUUGAUAAACUGCACAAAAGAACUCACUUUUGAUAGACUCUAUAAAAUAUUCAAGGGGUUGAUUGCCUGCGGGGUGUGGGUUUGCUUCAAAGACAUAAAUGCCUCAGCGUUGUCUAUCUUAUCACCAGCAUUAGAUAAAAUGUAUUCAAUUUCUCAAAUAAUAUCUUCUGAAGUUGAAUCCGUUCAUUUUGAAGGCACCCAUUUGCCUUUACGUCCCGGCGGAUUUAUAGCAAUCACUUUAAAUCCAGGACAGUGUCCACUAUCAUACAAUAAUUUACCCGACAAUUUGAAAGUAAUCUUUCGGACUGUAGCAUUUACUCGGUCGGAUAUUGAUAAAGUAUGUGAAAUAAAUUUGUUUGCUGCUGGAUUUGAUAAUCCAAAAAAUCGGGUUACUAAAAUCCAACAGAUUUUGCAACUCUGCAUGGAUCAAUUGUCACCUGGUAGACGAUAUGAUUUCGGUUAUCGAGCAGUCAAUGCAAUCAUAAAGACAGCUGUUGGUUUGAAAUUUGAAUUCCCAGAAGAAAGUGAAGAUUUUUUGAUACUUAGAUCAUUAAUAGAUGUCACUUUACCCAUGUUGUUAGAAAAAGACAUCAUUAUUUUCCAAAAAUUUAUCCAAGACAUUUUUCCUACUUCACUACCAUCGCCAAAUUACGAUCCUUUGAUGAAAGCCCUUAACCAAGUUGCUCAAGCAGAAGGUCUCCAUGUUCAUGAAAUAUUUCAGCUCAAGAUAAUCCAAAUUUUCGAAAUGAUGUACAUGAGACAUGCUUUCGUAGUCGUCGGUGAAUCUCUCGGCGGAAAGACGACAAUUCUGCGUGCAUUAGCAAAAUGUUUGGCACUUUUGAAAAUUGAAAAUCACGAAAUUGGAGUAGAUGUGGUUAUUAAUUCAAUAAACCAGAAUUCUAUGACUCUGGACAAUCUUUUUGGACAUUUGGAUGAUAAGACCAUGAAGUGGAAUGAUGGAGUCUGUAGUUCAUUACUUCGUGAGUACAUAAAGAAUGACGAAUUGGUAAGAAAAUGGCUAAUAUUCGACGGACCGAUUAAUUCUGCGUGGAUGGAAAAUUUGAGUACUCUUUUGGAUGACAAUAAAAUACUCUUACUUCCUUCAGGAGAAAAAAUUCAGUUAACUAAAUCAAUUUCUAUUAUUUUUGAAACUGAUAAUCUAGAGCAAGCAUCUCCAGCUACUUUAUCACGAUGUGGAAUAGUUUACGUGGAACCUCAGUCAGUCGGCUGGAAACCUCACGCAACUUCGUGGCUUCUAAGUCAAAAAUUACCAGGCAAUCAUAGCUCAUUUUUUAUGACCCUGCUCGAUUGGUCUCUGGACGCAUUUCUGGAUUUCGCUUACCAGACAUGCAAAUUUAUUAUCAACGUCAGUAGAAUCCACAUUAUACACUCGACAUUGAAAUUAGUGGGCAUGUAUCUGAAAGACGCUAUCGAAAACUCAGAAGAAACAGAAAAAGAUCAUUUUGGAAUCUGGUCUCAAGUUGCUUUGAUUCUCGCGAUAGUUUGGAGCGUCGGAAGCUGCCUGACUUCAGACUCUCAAUCAGCUUUCAAUGAAUUCUGCUUAUCAAUGUGGACUAAUAAUGACUUGUAUCCCCGUCCUGAGGAAAUAAAACAGUUUGAAAUUUCUUUGCCAACCGAAGGGAUGAUUCAAGACAACACAUACAUAUUCAAAGGCACUGGGCUCUGGAAAACAUGGAGCGAUAUUUUGAAAACUGAAAACAUCAAUAUAGAAACAUGUGGCUUUGGAUUUACGGUCGUUCCGACAGUAGAUAUAAUCAAGCAUAUAAAUAUUUUCAAAAAUCACAUCAACCAUCGGAUACCUUUUGUCAUAAGUGGCGACCAAUCUACUGGUAAAACAUCAUGCAUUAAAUUACUACUAAAAAAUAAAUUAUCCAACACAGAAUAUUUAACAAAUGCUUUCAAUUUCUCAUCAACAAUAACAGCUCAAGCUGCUCAGCGAAUUUUUCUACUGAAAAUUAAUAAAAUCAAAGAAGGGCAUUACUCACCGCCGAAAAAUAAAUUCUGCAUUAAUUUCGUUGAUGAUUUGAACAUAAUCGUUGGAGAAAAUUAUCCAGGACACUCUCUGCUGGAUUUGAUCAGACAGUACAUCGAUCACGGCUACUGGUACAGUUUAGAAAAACCGGAUAAAGUAUUUGUCGAUAAAGUCAUAUUUUUGUGUGCACUGACGCUGAGACAUGAACGUCAAAAUUUGUGUUCGCGGUUUUUGAGACACUUCAAUUUAUAUACAAUGCGUUCUCCAAGCAAAGAAAAUAUUUUUCGAAUAUUCACUAACGCUCUGCUGUUCAAUUUAAAAAAAAAUCAAUUUUCCGCGGACGUUAUUGGGAGCGUUAAUGGUAUGAUAAAUGCCACUAUUUAUGUCUACAAUCAUUUAAUGCAACGUAAAUUUGUACCCGGUGAUCUAGUGCAUCAAUUUAAUCUCCGAGAUAUCUCAAAGGUAGUCAGUGGGUGCAGUCUCAUUCAUAAAGAAUCUGCGGAAACUAAAAUAACUUUAAUUAGAUUGUGGGUUCAUGAGUCUCUUCGGAUUUUUGGAGAUCGAAUUACUAGUACAGAAGACAGCGAUUGGUUAUUUUUGAAGAUCAAGGAAGCAGUGAAAGAUAAUUUCAAAGACACUUUCGAGUCAGUUUUUGACCACUUGCCAAAACAAAAUGAUCGACUGACUCGUAGAAGUUUCAAAAACCUUAUUUUUGUUAAUUUUAUGGACGCAGAUAAAGAGCCUUCGAGCCGAAGAUAUGAAGAAAUAACAUCCAAAGAUGCACUAAAAAAUAAAGUCGUUUACUAUCUCAAUGAAUUCAAUCAGAAGUUUGAUAAAAAGUUGGAUAUUUUAAUUUUAUCCGAUGUAUUGGCACAUUUGGUAAGAGUUUGCCGAGUUUUAGCGAUACCCGGCGGCCAUUUAUUGAUGCUUUGCACCGGCGGUUCUGGAAGAAAAUCACUAACCCAAUUGGCAGCCUUCAUUGAAAAGCAGAAUUUCCAUGAACUCAUUGUGAAUCCUUAUUACAGCUUAAGUAAAUGGAGAAAUGAUUUGAAGAAGGUUCUGAAAACUUCUGGAGGCUGUGGAAAAGAUUCCACGUAUUUUGUAGUCGGUAGAUUUGUUCAGGAUAAGUAUCUAGAAGACAUCAGCAGUCUGAUGAGUACCGGAGAGAUUCCAGAUUUGAUUUCUGCCGAGGAGAGACAGAGUAUCAUCGAGAUUGCUCGACUGCCCGCACAAAAAGGUGAUCGGAAUCUUGAGAUCGCAACCACAGAAGUCAUGGACUAUUUUUUCAAUCAAUGCCGUGAAAAAUUGCAUUUCAUUUUGUACUACAAUAUGUCUGAUAAGAAUUUACGUCAGCAACUAAAGUCAUUUCCGAAUUUAUUAAACUGCUGCUUCGUCGACUGUUUCAUGCCUUGGCCUCUCGACGCGUUCGUUCAACUCGGCCAUGCGUUCAUCGAGGAUCUAAAGAUCGAUAGUAGUGUCAAAGAAAAUAUAAUUACUGCUGGUAAAUAUUUGUAUGAUGAGUCUAAACAGAUUAGCGUUAAAUACCGGAAUGAAUUGGGCCGAAUGACUCACGUAAGUCCUUCGGCGUUUAUACAUAUGAUGAAGCUCUUUGCAAAACUUAUGGCCAAAAAACAGCAAGAAUUAAUGGAGUCCAAGGAACGUUAUCUAGGUGGUUUGAAGAAGUUACAGUUAGCAGCUCAGGAAGUGACUCAAAUGAAAGCCAACUUGACUGUUUUGCGGCCACAACUCGAGUGGUCAGCACGACAAACUGAAGAAACGAUGCUGGAAAUCGAAACGGAAAAUGUCAGCGUGGAAAAUGCAACCAUCCAAGUCACGCGAGAUGAAGAAAUAGCUAACAAAGCUGCUAAAGUAGCAGCUACAUUGAAAUCUGAGUGUGAAGCUGAACUGGCAGUGGCCAUUCCCAUUCUCGAAGACGCGAUCGCUGCUCUUAAUACUUUGAAACCAACUGAUAUAACUUUGGUAAAGGCUAUGAAAAAUCCACCAGACACUGUGAAACUCGUGAUGGCUGCUGUUUGCGUAAUGCUAGGAGUCCCAGCCGAGCGAGUAAUUGAUCCUAUCACUGGUAGAAAGUCUAUGGAUUUCUGGGGACCUAGCAAACGAGUUCUAGGUGACAUGAAUUUUCUACAGAAUUUAAAAGACUAUGAAAAAGACAAUAUACCAGCGGCUCUGAUGCAAGUUGUCAAAAAAACUUACAUGACUGACAAAAGUUUCAUGCCGCAUAUUGUCGCAAAAGCCUCCAGUGCUGCUGAGGGACUUUGUAAGUGGGUACGCGCGAUGGUGUCUUACGAUGAGGUUGCUAAGGUGGUGGCACCGAAAAAAGAGAAAUUAGCUACUGCUGAACGAGAGUGCAAUGAAGCCCAGGAAUUUUUGAAAAAGAAACAGAAAACCUUGGCGGCUUUGAACGACAAAUUGACGGCACUCAAUGAUAGCCUGAGAGCGACGUUGGCGAAAAAAUUGGAGCUGGAAAACGAGGUUGAAGUUUGCGAGGUGAAGCUGAGGAAGGCGGAAGCUCUGAUCAGAAGUCUGGGAGGUGAAAAGAACAAGUGGAUGGCGGCGGCUGAUUGUCUCAAGAUGUACUAUGACAAUUUAUCCGGAGACUUGCUUUUGAUGUGUGGUAUUAUUGCUUAUCUUGCCCCCUAUCAUCCAGCUUACCGUGAUGACAAUUUACGGGCCUGGAAGAGUUACAUUGAAAAUUUGAAAAUUUCAUGCUCAAGUGAAUUUAAUUUUAUCAAAGUCGCGGAAUCUGAAAUUACUGUCAGCAAUUGGCAUUUCUACGGUCUGCCAAAAAAUCGCUUUCCCGUCGAAAAUGCAGUAAUUGCAAAAAAUUCUUUACAGCCAUGUCUGUUCAUUGACCCACAGAAUCAAGCAAAUUUUUGGAUCAGAGAAAUGGAAAAAGAAAACAAAAUAAAAAUUCUUAAAUUAGUCACCACAGAUUUUUUGAUCGAAAUUCAGAAAAGCAUUGAAUUGGGUCAGCCAGUGCUUUUAGAAAACAUCGAAGAAGACUUCAUAGCUUCUCUCGAAUGUAUUUUAUCACAGAACAUAUACAAAAUAAAUGAUCAACUACAUCAAGAAAUAAAUAAUGAAGUAAUUAAUUAUAAUUCAAACUUUCGACUCUACUUGACAACGAGACUUCACAAUCCAAACUUUGAUCCCUAUGUCUUCCGUAAAACUACCGUGAUUAAUUUUUUGUUACCCAAUGAUGCUCUUCAGGAAAGUCUUCUAGAUAUCGUGAUCUCGCGAGAACGGCCAGAGCUUCAGGAAAAAUUCAAUCUGUUAUUGAUACAAAGUGCCUCUAACAAGAAAGUUCUCAAAGAAGAGGAAGAAAAUAUUUUGACCACUCUUUCUACUUCUACAGUUAAUAUUCUAGAAGAUGAAGCAGCCAUACAAGUUCUAGACUCUUCUAAAAAUUUAUCUGUGCAAAUUCAAGAAAAAGAAGAAGCCGUUUUGGCGGCAAAAAAUGAAAUCGACAGUUUUCGCACAAAUUAUUACCAAUUCACGUAUUACUGCGCAACAUUAUACAACACAUUGUCAGCUCUGCCGAACUUGAACUGUAUGUACAAAUUCUCUCUCAGUUGGUUCACACAAUUGUUCAUAAAAUCAAUUGCUAAUUCAAACAGAAGCGUUGUUCUUAAAAAAAGAAUCGAAUAUUUGAAAACAUCUUUCACGAAAACUCUUCACUCUAGUGUUCUAACCGCGCUUUUUGAAAAACAUAAAUUAGUUUAUUCUUUUUUACUUUAUUUGAAAAUUCUGGAAGAUAGCCAACAAAUUUCUAAAGAAGAAUACGAUUUUUUUGUAUCAACUCCAGUGAAUGUUGACGGUUUUCAAGAUAAGAAAAUAUUUUCCUUGCCCGAAAAAUCGUGGGAAGAAAUAAUAAAAUUAUCUAAUACUUUAGAGGUUUUCAAAAAUCUCCCAAAAAGUAUUCAAGACAAUCAGCCAUCUUGGAAAGCUUUUUACGACUCGAGGAAUCCUGAAAAUAGUUUACUUCCAUUUCCUUGGGAAAAAGAAUGCACAGAAUUUCAAAAAUUGAUUAUUUUUAAAAUAAUACGGCCAGAUAAAACAGUAGUCAAAAUAUCGCAAUUGAUUUCUUCAGUGGGAGAAGGAGUUUUGGUGACGCAGUCAUCAAUAAAUUUAUAUCAAUCAUACUUAGAAUCAAGUUAUUUUAUUCCUCUCAUAUUUAUUUUGCCCUCCUACUUGGAGCCUAUGAAAUUAAUAAAAGAAUUCGGAACCAAAUCUGGAUACUCGACAAAACUGACUACAGUAUCUCUAGGCGCGAAUCAAGAAAGUCGCGUUGAAAAAUUGAUAUCAGAAACGCAGAGAAACGGGGGCUGGAUAUUUUUACAAAACUGUCAUCUGGCGAUAGAUUGGAUGCCGCAGUUGGAAAAAAUUCGCGAAAAAUUAGAUACGACGAAUACCGAUCUCGAGUUCCGGCUUUGGUUGUCAAGUAUCCCGACUGAUCGAUUCCCAAUAGAUAUUCUCCAAGACGCUGUUAAAAUAACUUACGACGCUCCAGUAAAUUUGAAACAAACUUUGAUCAAUUCUUACAGUUCCGAUCCAUUGAAUACAAAUUUUUUUAACGGAUGUCCUGGCAAAGACAAAAUUUUUUCAAAAUUAAUCUACUCAUUUUCGUUCUUCCACGCCACGUUACGAGAACGAAAUUACUUUAGAUUACAAGGUUGGAAUGUAAAUUACGAUUUUUGUCACUACGAUUUAUCGAUUUCUGUAAAACAAUUGCAGACAUUUUUGAACGAAAAUGACUAUGUACCUUUCGAAGCACUGAAGUACAUUGUACGUGAUUGUAAUUACGGGGGUAAAAUUUUAGAUGAUUUUGACAAAAAAUAUUUAAUUACAAUAUUUGAUGACUUUUGUAAUGAUAAAAUUGUAAAUGAAGUUAAUUAUUCAUUUUUUACGGAUUACAUUAUACCAAAUCGUUGUGAAUAUCAGGAUUUUGUUAAGCAUAUAAAUAAAUUACAAAAUUACACGCCCGCAGAAGUUUUUGGCGUUGAUGUGAACGCAGAAAUUAGAAGAGAUACUUUUAUUAUUAAUGAGUUUUUUGACUGUAUUUUACAACUGAACGAACAAGUCGAUGAUGAAACUUUGCAGAAUGACGUGAUUGAAAAAAUUCGAGAAAAAAUCCCUGGGUUGCUAGAUAUUGUCCUAGUGAGAGAAAAAAACUGGGAUUUAGAAUUUUUGAAUGCCGUUUUCAUCAAAGAAAUUAUAAUUUACAAUGAGACAAUUAAGUGUAUAAACAAAUCGUUAUUAAAUAAUGAAGAUUAUUCAAAAUUAAUUAACAAUCUUGUUCCUUGUUCGUGGCUUCAUUUUCCCAAUAAAGAAGAUUGUACGGAAAUUUGGCUCGGCGCGUUUCAAUUUCCCAAAAGAUUAAUUUCUGCGGCAGGAUGCAUGUUUGCAAGAAAAUUAGAAAUACCAACUGGUCAUUUAGAUUUCGGAUUCGAAAUUUUAACUUCGCAAGACUCGAUUGCGCAGGAUGAUAAAAUUUUGAAUUUUUGUAGUUUGUAUUUAUCGGGAGCGCGUUGGGAUGAAAUUAACAAGAAAUUAGUUGAUAGUAAUCCGAAGCAAUCAUUAUAUUGCAUUGAUGUCAUUCGUUUGACACCGAAAAUCAAGGAAGAAAAAUUGUUAAAUGACUUUUAUGCAUGCCCACUUUAUAAAUCGACUUGCGAACGUGGUUUGAUUGAUCAGAAUGGUAAUUUCUCUAAUAAUAUCAUGGAUGUCAACUUAUCAAGUGAUUUAUCGAGUGUCCAUUGGAUUAAAAAUGGAACUGCUAUUUUUUGCUUAAUAGAAUAG
Molecule: messenger RNA, 11080 nt
Organism: Microplitis demolitor
Lineage: Eukaryota; Metazoa; Arthropoda; Insecta; Hymenoptera; Braconidae
Product: dynein axonemal heavy chain 7-like
Exons: 2
Coding region: 5-11080 (3691 amino acids)
Biological process (GO): microtubule-based movement
Cellular component (GO): dynein complex
Molecular function (GO): dynein light intermediate chain binding; ATP binding; minus-end-directed microtubule motor activity
Source: RefSeq, a predicted model, not a curated record